GAAGAGAAAAUAUAUUGACGGAGGAAAAGAAGAAUAUCUUUGAGUCAUAUGUCAUUCCCAAAGCCCUUAAAAUGCACUCUGAUCGACUUUUUGUUAAACCCUUGAGGAUCAGCUUGGUUGUGCCGGAUCCUGUGUAUGGAAUUUGCACUGAAUUUACGAUUCCGCGUGAACACCACACGAAAGGUGUGCCUAAUACCGACAUGGUUAUUUACGCCGGUGCUGCACCCGUGACUGGGGCAGCGGCGUGGGCAGGGCCGUGCCUCACAUUGCGGGAUGGUCGUCCAUUUGUUGCUGUGUUGAACUAUGAUCCUCGGACCCUUGUUCGUGAUGAUGCGACAGUGCGCCAAACCGCACACGAGGUUGCACAUGCUCUUGGAUUUGGCUACGAGAUAAUGGAACCACUCGGUAUGGUGAGCAAGAUCCCUAAUGUGCGCGGCAAGGAAUUUGUGACGGUUGUGAGUUCUGCAAUAACGAAGGAGAAGACGCGGGAACACUACAACUGCCCUACCGCUCCGGGCAUGGAGCUGGAGGACGAGGGUUAUGGGGGGACAGCGGGAUCCCACUGGGAACGUCGCAAUGCGUUGGAUGAGUUGAUGGCAGGCAUUUCAGGGGCCUCUCUCUACACAUCACUGACAAUGUCGGCUUUUGAGAGUAUGGGAUUUUAUCGCGCCAAUUGGGGAAUGGAGGAAGACAUGGCCUGGGGCAGGGAUGCCGGCUGCGCCCUGUUGGAAAGGAAGUGCAUAGAAAACGGCGUCAGCGUCGUCCCGGACAUGUUUUGCACCAAUGCCACUCCGCCGGGUCAGUUGCUUUGCACCGCUAGCCGUCGAGGUCUUGGGUCCUGUGGCCUGUAUACUUAUUCCCAGAGCCUUCCUAUUCAUUUUCAGUACUUUUCCGAUUCCAAAGCGGGGGGCGGGAAUGAUUAUGUAGACUUUUGCCCUUAUAUUCACCAGUUUAGCAACACUGGAUGCAUCGACGGUGAUCCAAAAGUUAUGCGCGGAAGCUACGUCGGACCGAAUUCACGGUGCGUGAAGGGCGACUCCCUUGAAACGUUGCAAUAUCCUGUUGGCGACAUCUGCGUCGAUACUUUGUGCGAGAAUGGGGUAGUGAAAGUGCGUUAUCUUGGUUCUGAGGCAUGGGAACCGUGUCCUGAGGGUGGCCACAUCACUCCGAACGCGACAUUUUACAAGGGUCGAAUUAUUUGCCCGCGACAUGCGGAUGUGUGCUCGCGACGUAAAAUUAAAGUCAAUGGCUUAAAAGACAGCUGUGUGGUUGCCGCAUUUGGUGUGCCUCUUUCGUUUCUUAUUGCUCUUCUAUGUGUUUUGGCCGUGAUGAUGUUCCCUUGA
Messenger RNA from Trypanosoma cruzi, 1343 nucleotides. Its product is annotated as surface protease GP63, putative. The record is from RefSeq and is a predicted model, not a curated record. Gene Ontology annotation, molecular function: metalloendopeptidase activity. Lineage: Eukaryota; Euglenozoa; Kinetoplastea; Trypanosomatida; Trypanosomatidae. The transcript has a single exon. The annotation marks the transcript as partial. Gene Ontology annotation, biological process: cell adhesion; proteolysis. Gene Ontology annotation, cellular component: cytoplasm; membrane.